Molecule: messenger RNA, 3960 nt
Organism: Salvia miltiorrhiza (redroot sage)
Lineage: Eukaryota; Viridiplantae; Streptophyta; Magnoliopsida; Lamiales; Lamiaceae
Exons: 4
Coding region: 1-3960 (1319 amino acids)
Molecular function (GO): nucleic acid binding; RNA-DNA hybrid ribonuclease activity
Source: RefSeq, a predicted model, not a curated record
AUGGUGGUCGAAGACGCAGAGGACUCUAGUUCUUUAUCAGAAUCUUUCUCGAGCAACUCCACCAGCUCAGAUGAUGAGAGUCAAGUCUUGAUGGCUCAAGAUGCUGAAAGUGUGGCUGACAACAACGUCAACAGCUACGACAACGGCAUCGACGGGUUUGAGGGUAAAUCUAGGAAACAAAGCAAGAAUAAAGAAGGAGGAAAAGUGCCAAAGCAUACCUGGUACCUAGACAGUGGAUGUUCCAAACACAUCACUGGAUACAAAGAGUAUCUUACCUACUAUGUUUCUGGUCUUAAACAUAACCUUUUAUUUGUGAGCCAAUUUUGUGACAACGGAUUCUCUAUGAAAAUCAAGAAAGAUGAAUUCAUAGUGAAAAACAGCAAGAAGAAGUUGAAGAAGGGUGCUCAUGAACGUCGUAGUCUGGCGGCGCCUUUGAGAAGUUCUUGCAGUGAGUUUUGUGCUUUCAUCGAGGCUUCGGAUAUGAUUGAAUCUCCUUCCUCUGGCAUUCGUCUUACAUGGUCUGGUCAGAGAUUACUUCCUCGGCACGUUGAGUCUAGAUUGGACAGGGCGCUUUUCUCUAUUGGUUUUGCGAACUUGUGGGCCUCGAUUAACACCCAUGCUCUUCCUAGGCUUACUUCUGAUCACUCUCCCUUGAUUUUCCAAUGCAGCGAUGAGAUGGGUAAAGGGAGACGUUUCAAAUUUUUGAAUAUGUGGACUUCUCAUCCGAACUUUCUUGAAAGAGUGGAGUCUUCCUGGGCGGCGGCAGCUGACGUCCGUUGUCCGAUCUUUAAAGUCAUGUUCAAGCUCCGUCGGCACAGAACUGAUCUAAGGGAAUGGAAUAAAGAUGUGUUCGGGCAGGUGGAUAUGCAGAUCAAUUCGGAACAACACUCCUUGCUUGACGUUCAGAACAGGAUCUCUGAUUUGGGCUACACGGACAUUCUUUUCGAGGAGGAGGUCGGUCAUCAGGCUCGUUUGUCCUCUCUGCUGGCUAGGAAAAAUAGCCUUUUGCUUCAAAAAAGUCGCGCGCACUGGCUUAAUGACGGUGACCGUAAUAUUUCUUUCUUCCAUCGUGCUAUUCACUUUCGUAAGCAAAAUCACAGGAUUGAGCACUUGAAGAUUGGUGACGUUGUCUCGUAUGAUCGGGGGAAUAUUCAGCAACAUAUUAUUGAUUUCUUCUCCUCUCUUUUUAAAGAAGAAAGCCCUAGCAACGUGAAUUGGGAUUUGCGGGAAGGUAUUAUUGAUCAAUUUGUGUCUGGGGAGCAAAACGGAAAGCUUACUCGUAUUCCUGAUGAUGAGGAGAUUAUGGCUGCAGUUUUUAGCUUGGAUGCGAACAGCUCGCCGGGUCCUGAUGGUUAUUCUGGGAAGUUUUUUCAGUUCUGCUGGAGCAUUAUCCGUUCUGAUAUUCUUACUGAUGUGCGUGCCUUCUUCCUCAACUCUUAUCUGCCUGCAGGUUGUAAUGCUAGCAUCUUAAUCUUGAUCCCGAAAAAGGAUGUGGUCGAGACGGUGGCCGAUUUGAGACCUAUCAUUUUGUCGAAUUUUUUCUUCAAAAUUAUCUCCAAAAUUCUUGCUACCAGAUUGGGUGAUGUGGCGGCUGUGGGGGUGUCGCCAAAUCAAUUUGGGGUUAAUGGUUUUCAUGGAAAGUUCAUUGAGUGGAUUUCCAUUAUCUUCAGCUCUGCCCGAAUUUCCAUUCUUUAUAACGGGCAGCUGAGUGGCUAUUUUGCUUGUUCCAAGGGGGUGAGGCAGGGCGACCCUCUUUCCCCGAUUCUCUUUGGCAUUGCUGAGGAUGUUUUGAGUCACUUAUUUCUCAAUUGUGUGACCUCUCGCCACAUCGCGCCUAUGGAUUUCAGUAGAGGGGCCAGUUUUCCUUCUCACCUGCUUUAUGCUGAUGACAUCUUGAUCUUCUGUAAGGCGUCGCUGAAAAACGCUCGCAAAGUUAAAGAAAUCUUGGAUUUCUAUGGUGAUAUCUCGGGACAAAUUUGUAACCCGACUAAAUCUCACGUUUUCUUUGGGAGGGGCGUUUCCAGCGCUAUGAAGACUCGUGUGAGUAGUGAGCUUGGUUUUGCGAUGGGAUCUUUGCCGGUCAUCUAUUUGGGAGUCCCGAUUUUCUCUGGCUGCAUGCGUGCUUCUUACCUGAUUGGUAUUUAUGAUAAGAUUGUUAAUAAGUUUUCUAGCUGGAAGGGGUUACACUUAUCUAUGGCUGGCAGAAUUUACUUGGUUCGUUAUGUGAUCCAAAGCUCGGUAACUCACUCUAUGAUGAUCUAUAGAUUGCCUAAAUCUCUCAUUUACAAACUUGACAGGAAGUGCCGCAAUUUUAUUUGGUCGAGACAUGUGGAUAAAAAGCCCUCUUGUCCGGUGAGUUGGUCUAGGGUUUGUGCUUCUCGGUCGAAGGGUGGCCUCGGGGUUAGGUCAUUUUCAGCAAUGAAUAGAAAUUUCUUGAUGAAGAUGGCCUGGAGGCUCGUGCAAGGCCGCGACUUUGCUUCUUCUGUUCUGGCUACGCGUUAUCUGUCGCGGUUUGGAUAUGCCAAGAUGCAUUUGACUUCUUCCCCGUUCUGGACUGGCGUUAGGGAGCAUGUGAGCUCUCUGGUGAAUGACUCUUAUUCCUAUAUUGGCACUGGAGAACAUAUUUAUUUCUGGCAUGACGAUUGGCUGGGUUACAAGUUGGCUGACAAGCUUCAUAUUCCGCUUUUCAUGAGGGACUUCCUACAACAAGCUGUGAGCGAUUACUUCUAUGAUGGGGUUUGGCAUUUUACUCCGGAUUUUAUCAUUCAGUUUCCUGAUCUUGUUGUGGAUAUUCUGCUGCUUCCUAUUGGGGAGGAGAGAGAUACUCGCUUCUGGAAACCUUCUGUUAGUGGGGAGGUCUCGGCUUCUCUUGCUUAUGCUUCGCAGUCUACGAACUUCCCCAAAGUCCUUUGGGGAACUUGGAUCUGGGAGCGUUUUAUUCCUGACAGAAGAUCUCUUGUCACCUGGCGGAUUCUUCAUUUGAAGAUGCCGACUUUAGAUGGUCUUAUCAAAAGGGGCAUGCACGGCCCCAAUCGAUGUGUGAUGUGUAGAAUGGCUGAGGAGUCUAUCGAUCAUUUGUUUUGGAAUUGCUGUGUUAUUCGGCAGAUUUGGGUGGUUUUCUUCGGUUGGUUUGACAAGGUGCACAUUAUGGAUUGCCUGGACAUUCAUAGCGUGUUGGCUGGUAUCUGGAACACGGACUUUAGCCCGUUGGUUCGAUCCUUUUGGAAGGCUGGGGUGAUAAAUCUUAUUUGGAAAAUUUGGGACUGCCGCAAUCAAGUGACUUUUAAUGAUGCUAGUUUCCACUUGAAUAUGAUUCUAGGAUUCCUUAAAGUCACUUUUAAGGAAAUGGAGUCCAAUUUCCCUAAGCUUGGGCGUUCUCAUAAUUCUUGGCAGGAAUAUUUGUUGCUUAGGAGGAUUGGGGUUGCCAUGCGUGCCGCUCCUCCUCCUAUGAUGAUUGAGGUUCACUGGUGGCCGCCGGCUGGGCAGUGGAUUAAGGUCAACACUGAUGGUUCGGCGCUUGGGAAUCCUGGGAGCAUUGCGGCGGGUGGCGUUUUUCGUGAUAACUGGGAUGCGGUUCUUGGUUGCUAUCACUAUAAAGGGGUCCAGGGGUUUGCUUUCGAAGCCGAACUUUUGGCGGUCAUGCAUGCCGUUAGAAUUGCUAAUUUCCGUGGAUGGCACUGGCUUUGGAUUGAAGCGGAUUCGUCUUAUGUAGUUCAGCUUCUUCACUCUCGAUCUCUGAAUGUUCCUUGGCGUUUUUUGCCGCUUUGGAAACAGACUUUAAGUUGGCUCUCGAAUUUUCGUCUUCAGAUCUCGCACAUUUAUAGAGAAGGAAACAGUGCGGCGGAUAUUAUGGCUAAUCACGCCCGGAGUGAAGGGUGGUGGCCUUUUGCUAUUGAGGAUAUCAAGACUGCGGUGGCUUUAGAUAUGGCGACGCACAGUCGCGUUCGUAUUAAGACUUGA